Messenger RNA from Propithecus coquereli (Coquerel's sifaka), 2522 nucleotides. RefSeq names its product EPS8-like 2 (gene EPS8L2). Gene Ontology annotation, cellular component: ruffle membrane; plasma membrane; vesicle. The record is from RefSeq and is a predicted model, not a curated record. Gene Ontology annotation, molecular function: actin binding. Lineage: Eukaryota; Metazoa; Chordata; Mammalia; Primates; Indriidae. The transcript is spliced from 16 exons. Gene Ontology annotation, biological process: positive regulation of ruffle assembly; regulation of Rho protein signal transduction; Rho protein signal transduction. The coding region runs from base 25 to 1773 and encodes 582 amino acids.
UUGGCUGCUGCUGCCGAGGACACCAUGAGCCAGUCUGGGUCCGUGAGCUGCUGCCCUGGUGCCGCCAAUGGCAGCCUGGGCAGGUCGGAGGGUGUGGCCAAGAUGAGCCCCAAGGACCUGUUUGAGCAGAGGAAAAAGUACUCCAACUCCAACGUCAUCAUGCACGAGACCUCCCAGUACCACGUCCAGCACUUGGCCACCUUUAUCAUGGACAAGAGUGAGGCCAUCGUGUCCGUGGACGAUGCCAUCCGGAAGCUGGUGCAGCUGAGCUCCAAGGAGAAGAUCUGGACACAGGAGAUGCUGCUGCAAGUGAAUGACAAGUCGCUGCGGCUGCUGGACAUCGAGUCCCAGGAGGAGCUGGAGAACUUCCCCCUGCAGACCGUGCAGCACAGCCAGACGGUGCUGAACCAGCUGCGCUACCCCUCGGUGCUGCUGCUGGUGUGCCAGGACCCCGAGCAGAGCAAGCCCGACGUGCACUUCUUCCACUGCGACGAGGUGGAGGUGCGGCCCGCGUGGGAGGGCGUCCUCACACUGCGAGCACGGCCCCCACCUGAGGGCGAGUUUGUGGACUGUUUCCAGAAAACCAAGCUGGCCAUCAACCUGCUGGCCAAGCUGCAGAAGCACAUCCAGAACCCCAGCGCGGCCGAGCUCGUGCACUUCCUCUUCGGGCCUCUGGACCUGAUCGUCAACACCUGUGGUGGCCCAAACAUCGCACGCUCCGUCUCCAGCCCCUUGCUCUCCCGAGAUGCCGUGGGCUUCCUGCGUGGCCACCUGAUCCCCAAGGAGAUGUUGCUGUGGGAGUCGCUGGGGGAGACCUGGACUCGGCCCCGCGCCGAGUGGCCACAGGAGCCGCGGGUGCCCCUCUACGUGCCCAAGUUCCACAGCGGCUGGGAGCCGCCCCUGGACGUGCUGCAGGAGGCCCCCUGGGAGGUGGAGGGGCUGGUGUCCGCCCCCAACGUCGAGCCUGCUCCGGCAAGCCGGAGACUAUCCUUACGAAACUCCCAGAAGCACAGCCAUGCUUUGGAGCCCACACCCCCAGGGGACACUCUACCACCAGUCAGCUCCGCACAUGCUCACAGGGGCUACCAGCCAACACCAGCCAUGGCCAAGUACGUCAAAAUCCUCUACGACUUCACAGCCCACAACGCCAACGAAUUGUCGGUGCUCAAGGAUGAGGUCCUGGAGGUGCUGGAGGACGGGCGGCAGUGGUGGAAGCUGCGCAGCCGCAGCGGCCAGGCGGGCUACGUGCCCUGCAACAUCCUGGACGAGGUGCGGCCCGAGGACGCGGGCGCCGCCCUGGAGCAGGCCAGUGCGAAAUACUGGGGCCCCGCCAGCCCGACCCACAAGCUGCCUGCGACCUUCGCGGGGAACAAGGACGAGCUGAUCCACCAGAUGGACGAGGUCAACGACGAGCUGGUCAGGAAGAUCAGCCACAUCAAGGAGCAGCCGCCCCGGCACCUGCGCGUGGAGCGCGCGCUGCCCACGCGCCCGCCGCUGUCCUACGAGUCGGGCCCCGGCGAGGUCCGCGCCUGGCUGGACGCCAAGGCCUUCAGCGCCCGGACCGUGGAGAACCUGGGCAUCCUGACCGGGCCGCAGCUCUUCUCGCUCAGCAAGGACGAGCUGAGGAAGGUGUGCGGGGAGGAGGGCGCCCGCGUGUACAGCCAGCUCACCGUGCAGAAGGCUCUCCUGGAGAAGCAGCAAAGCGGGUCGGAGCUGGAGGAACUCAUGAGCAAGUUUCAUUCCAAGAACCAGAGGAGGGCGGAGGACAGCUAGACCCGGCCGCCCCGCAGCGCCUCGCCUGCAGCGGGGGGCGGCCGCACCUGCAGCGGCCCCUAAGCGCACGGAGUAUUAUUUUUGUAUGUGUAUGUAUUUUGUACCAAGGACACGGAUGGGCUGUGGUGCCGGGUGAGGGCCCCGCACCCGCCUGGCACAUGGCCUGUCCUCAGGCCCAGGGAUACCCACUGCCCCAGCCCACACCAAGGCGGACCUCAGCCAAACCUGGGACCCUUGGUGCCAACCCCACCUCUGCCUGCCCUGAGGCCACAGGACCCCCCAGGAGGGGUGGGGCCUCGUCCUCUGUGAUGCCCCCCUGUCUUCACCUGCUCCUACGUCGACCUGUACGCAGCCGCACCCCCAUGCCCCAGAGUAGGCCAGAGCUCCGCCCCGGCCGGGCUGGUGACCUGGCCUCCAGAUGUGCCCGCCACACCCACCCCUUGUGCUGCUCCACAAGGGUGGCCGGGGCUCCAGCACAGGAGGCCCUGGGUGCUGUGCUGGGGUGGGGCGCACGCUCACCCCCUCCCCGUCAAGGACUGAGGAUGCGCUGGACACGAGCGCUGGCUUCAGACACCCCUGCCACCUACCCCACAGAGCCCGCGACAGGAACUCUCUCUGACCAAGUCCCAGGCCAGCUGAGUCCUGCGUGCUGUGCAGGGGGCUGGGGUGUCUUGGAGCUCUGGACCCAGAGUCACACCCCAGAGCUGAGAGGUGGCCGAGGCUCCACAGCUAAGUCAUUAAACCGGUUG